AUGGAUAUUCCCCGUGGCACACAUGAAAACAGAAAUCAAACGUCCAUCACGGAAUUUAUCCUCCUGGGAUUUGGGAAUGUCCCAGAAUUGCAGAUUCUCCUCUUCCUGCUGUUCCUAGUGAUCUACAUUAUGACCAUGGCCGGAAACAUCCUCAUUGCUGCGAUAGUUGUGGCUGAUCAUCAUCUUCACACCCCCGUGUGCUUCUUCCUGGGGAACCUGUCCUUCUUGGAGACCUGCUACACCUCCACCAUCCUGCCCAGGAUGCUGGCCAGCAUCCUAACUGGGGACAGAACGAUUUCUGUGAAUGGCUGCUUCAUGCAGCUUUAUUGUUUUGGUGUCUUGGCAUGUUCAGAAUGCUAUCUCCUGGCAGCGAUGUCUUAUGAUCGAUAUUUAGCGAUAUACAUCAACAUACUUCAAAGUAUGACCAAAGUCUUCUUGGUCUUCUACACCAUUCUCACACCACUGGUCAACCCCCUCAUCUAUAGCCUGAGAAACAAAGAGAUGAAUCAUGCAGAAGAAUCAGGAAGGGGGAACCUCACUACGGUGACUGAAUUCAUUCUACUAGGAUUGUCCAACCACCAUGACCUUCAGGUGCCUCUGUUCUUCAUCUAUCUGGUCAUUUAUACCAUUACACUGAUGGGGAACAUCCGCAUCAUCCUCAUUGGGUAA
Gopherus flavomarginatus (Mexican gopher tortoise) is the source of this 669-nucleotide messenger RNA. RefSeq names its product olfactory receptor 151-like. Lineage: Eukaryota; Metazoa; Chordata; Testudines; Testudinidae. The record is from RefSeq and is a predicted model, not a curated record. Bases 1 to 669 code for a protein of 222 amino acids. Gene Ontology annotation, biological process: G protein-coupled receptor signaling pathway. Gene Ontology annotation, cellular component: membrane. Gene Ontology annotation, molecular function: G protein-coupled receptor activity. The transcript has 3 exons.